UGUACGUGAGGUCCAGUUCCCAAUCGUUUCAGACAUACGCCGGGGGUAAACUCGAUGCGAACGACUGCGGAGGUCCUGUGGAUCACUCGCUACUGUUUGUGGGAUAUGGCGUGGAAAAUGGUACCCAAUAUUGGAUCGCUAGGAAUAGUUGGGGCACUCAGUGGGGUGAGAAUGGCUAUAUGCGUAUAGUAAGGGGUAAAACUAUGUGCGGUGUUGGUGAUGGUGGUUAUGUGGCUGUAAGCGAGAAAUA
Molecule: messenger RNA, 250 nt
Organism: Oppiella nova
Lineage: Eukaryota; Metazoa; Arthropoda; Arachnida; Sarcoptiformes; Oppiidae
Source: the annotation of a GenBank genome assembly